This is a messenger RNA of Trichomonas vaginalis G3, 357 nucleotides long. RefSeq lists its product as uncharacterized. The annotation marks the transcript as partial. The record is from RefSeq and is a predicted model, not a curated record. The transcript has a single exon. NCBI's taxonomy places the organism in Eukaryota, Parabasalia, Trichomonadida, Trichomonadidae.
ACGAUUGAGAUGAAAUCUGUUCCAUACGUAUGUUAUGGCAAUUGUUUGUACAUUGAGUCAAAAAUAGCUAAUGUCACAGGUAUUUCAGGAGUUAAUAGUAAAGGUUCAGUAGAAUAUAAAUCCUUCUGUUAUGAAGUAAAUUCAAUGUUCAUUCCAAACGUUCCUGUCAUAGCAACUCAUUUAGGUAAAUGGGUUCGCAUUAGUCCUCAUAAUUUGAAAGACAUGCAAUUCAGACUUGUUGACUUUCAAGGAGAGCCUGUAGAACUGAAGGCACCAGUGCGAAUGACUGUUGAAGUUGACUUUUUAGAAAAUAUUAAAUGCAACAGCUUACAAGAGAACUCAGAGCUAAAAAUAUAA